AUGGCCCAGGCCAAGAUCAGCGCUAAAGCCAGAGAGGGGAAGCAGGGGGGGCCGCUCCACGGGCGCUUCUUCCGCUCCACCUCCAUGGCCGACUGCUCCAGCCGCCUGCUGCAGAACCUGGACCAGCUGGAGCUCAGGGUUGAAGCCUUGCGUGAUGCAGCAUCUGCUAUGGAACAAGAAAAAGAAACCCUGCUAGAAAUGAUCCACAAUAUACAGAACAGCCAAGAUAUGAGGCACAUUAGUGAAGGUGAAAGAGAAGAACUUAGCCUGACUGCCAGUCGUCUAAUGGGUCGAACUCUCACUGUUGAGGUUUCUGUAGAAAAGUUGCAUGCCACAAGGAUGAUUGAUGAAGUAGUCAAUAAACUUCUUGAUGAUCUGGAAGAUUCUAAAAAUCGUUUAAUAUCACUUUAUGGUGCAUGCAUAUCUGAAGUACCAUCUGGGCCCAUUGAUCAGAAAUUUCAGUCUGUUGUAAUUGGAUGUGCUAUUGAAGAUCAAAAGAAAAUCAAAAGGAGACUAGAGACUCUGCUUAGAAAUAUAGAAAAUUCUGAAAAGUCAGUCAUGUUGUUAGAACAUCCAAAAUCAACUGUACAACAGUUUUGCAACAACAAAUAGGAUUAAAUCAAUACCAGCUAUUUUGGCAGAUCAAAAUUCAGUCUCCAUAAAGAGUGCAUGGAACACAAAGAAAAAUGUUACUUUUUAGUAUUGAACUAAUAGUACUUUAGAGUGCUGGGUGCAAACACUAAGGCUAUGUCUACACUCGCGUCUUCUUGUGGGAGUAAUAUGCAAAUGAGGCUAA
Pelodiscus sinensis (Chinese soft-shelled turtle) is the source of this 796-nucleotide messenger RNA. NCBI's taxonomy places the organism in Eukaryota, Metazoa, Chordata, Testudines, Trionychidae. The record is from RefSeq and is a predicted model, not a curated record.